AUGCGUGUCAUACUCACCCACCCCACCACUCAUCAAUACCCUGAAUGGCAGAAGAAGCUGUCAAGCCACAAGGUCGCUCAGUUGCCCUGGGAUCCCCAACCAAUCCCAAUUAAGGAGCAAACCCUCCCCAGUAAUGCUAAGCCUGUCCCUCAAACUCUUCCUAGCAACGCCAACGCCAUAAACACCGCUCCACAACCACCGGCUCCCUCAGCUCCACCUCUCAAAGCUGAGAGUAGUACAGCUUUUCCGUCCCAGCUUCCACCUCCACCAAACUACCAGGUGCCAUCAUUUCCUCAAGGGCAGCCUUUGACAGCGAGAGAGCGGGCAGCUCAGAACCUGCACGACAAUUUUGGCCAUCGUGCUGGUGCCCAGAUUGCCCAGUUACAGUCAAACCAAUCUCGUGCUCCACUCCAACCCGCCGGCAGUCCAACGAACAGCUUUAUCAAGCAGGAAGACAGCCAAGGAUCGCUUUCAGGAGUCCAAGACUACCAUGGUGGCGUACCACAACAGUCUGCUGCUCCUAUUAGAACGAGUCAAACAGAUGGAGCCAGCGAAGAGCGUGAUGGAUGGACAGCAGAAUACGCUAGACGCAAAGCAUUAGCUAGUAGCCAUGGCGCCGAAGGUGAUCGCCUAAUGAAGGCCCAAUUUAUGGCCAAGCACCAGGAACUUCAGGCCGGUGGACUACUAUUGAGCCUAGACGAGCACAAUACUUUGAAUACAAAGAUACUACGUCGGGUCAAUGAUCUACCAGGCAACGCAUCAGCCAGCCGUCGCUCGACACAGCUUCCAAGCAUUGCACGUGCUCAAGGUGAUGCCGCCGGAGACGACGAUGACGAGAUUGAGGAUGAAGAUGCGAUCAAUUCCGACCUUGACGAUCCCGACGAUCUGGGAGCAAACGAGGAAGACGGCGAAAAUACUGAUCAGGUCAUGCUUUGCACAUAUGACAAGGUCCAACGGGUCAAGAACAAGUGGAAGUGCACAUUGAAGGAUGGAGUCCUCCGCGUCGAAGGCAAUGAAUAUGUUUUCCACAAAGGCCAAGGUGAAUUUGAAUGGUGA
Messenger RNA from Exophiala aquamarina CBS 119918, 1056 nucleotides. RefSeq lists its product as uncharacterized. Gene Ontology annotation, cellular component: transcription factor TFIIA complex. Gene Ontology annotation, biological process: transcription by RNA polymerase II; transcription initiation at RNA polymerase II promoter. The transcript is spliced from 3 exons. NCBI's taxonomy places the organism in Eukaryota, Fungi, Ascomycota, Eurotiomycetes, Chaetothyriales, Herpotrichiellaceae. The record is from RefSeq and is a predicted model, not a curated record. Bases 1 to 1056 code for a protein of 351 amino acids.